Molecule: messenger RNA, 1285 nt
Organism: Zingiber officinale
Lineage: Eukaryota; Viridiplantae; Streptophyta; Magnoliopsida; Zingiberales; Zingiberaceae
Product: abscisic acid receptor PYL8-like
Exons: 3
Coding region: 203-817 (204 amino acids)
Biological process (GO): abscisic acid-activated signaling pathway
Cellular component (GO): cytoplasm; nucleus
Molecular function (GO): signaling receptor activity; protein phosphatase inhibitor activity; abscisic acid binding
Source: RefSeq, a predicted model, not a curated record
CACCUCCAAACCGUCCAGUGGCAAUUCUGUUAUAAACUCAGGUCUGGUGGCUAUUUGGUUAUUAUCAGCGAGUAGGAUUGGGAGAGAGAUUACAUGAUCGCGUGAAAAGGAAACGGCAUUGUUCAUCCGAUCUUGAGAUUGAAGAUGGCAAUCAGAUUCAGAGCUUGAAUCAAAAGGUGCGAUCGGAAUCCGGAGGUGCAGAAUGGUCCGGAAGAACAGUAACUCCGUCGGAGGUCCGUGGCGGCUCGCCGACGAGAUGCACGCGCCGGCGGCCCGGUGCACCGGCAUGGAGGCGGAGUGCCUCCGACGGUUCCAUCGGCAUGAACCCCUGGAGAAUCAGUGCAGCUCUUCCGUCGUCAAUCACAUCAAAGCCCCCGUCCAGCUCGUUUGGUCCUUAGUGAGGCGAUUUGAUCAGCCACAGAGCUACAAGCCGUUUGUGAGCAGGUGCAUCAUGCGGGGGGAUUUUGCAGUAGGGUGUUUGCGAGAAGUGAACGUCAAAUCAGGGCUUCCUGCUACCACCAGCACUGAAAGGCUAGAACAGCUCGAUGACAACGAACACAUCCUGGGCAUCAAGAUUGUUGGGGGUGAUCAUAGGCUUCAGAACUACUCAUCGGUGCUAACUGUGCAUCCUGAGAUUCUUGAUGGUGGACAAGGGACUUUAGUUGUAGAGUCAUUUAUAGUUGAUGUGCCUGAAGGGAACACUAAAGACGAUACUUGUUUUUUUGUCGAGGCUUUGAUCAAAUGCAAUCUCAAGUCUUUGGCUGUGAUAUCAGAACGUUUGGCAGUUCAAGAUCAGACGGAGUACAAUGCGCUCUGAUACAUGAAUGCAUGGAGGUGCAGACUGAGUUCACUUGUAGACUUUGAGAUAGUUGCAGAUUUUGAUAUUAUGUGCUAGAUUUUUUACUUUCAUGUCCAACACUUUACACUAGCCUUCCCUUCAGGAAUAUCUUUGCCUAGUAAGCCAUCAGAACUUUCCCAUUGCAGCCAUCCUAGUCAAAUGUGAAGCAAAGCUCAUGGUUCUUAGGCCAUGGAGUUACGAAGAUAUGAGCAAGUAUUUGAGCUGUACCAUUUCGUGGCAGUAGCAGUUAGCCAAAGUAGAUGGAGGAUGGUAAAGACUUGAUAUUUGUCGCAUAUCAUUAGAACUUUUAUAAUUUUUUUUUUUGAUAUUUCUGUACAUAUUUCACCAUCUUCUCAUUUUUUUAAGAGCCGGGGGAGAGUGUAAUAUGAAGCUAUUGUUGUGUACUUAUAUUAAAUAGCUACAAUAAUUAUGUUUGCAACUUUUGUU